AGUGUCAAGCGGAUCGAGCUAGCCCUCGAUCUCCACACUAUAGAUAGAUUCAAGCUCAAUAUCGAAUUCGAGGAGCUUAGGUAUAUUAAUAACUGCCUCGCCUUGAUCAGGAUACACCUUGCCAUCCCUAAAUCAUAUAUUUACCAAGGAGUUGGAAAUCCCAAACUCUCAUCCAGCUUCCCAACUUACCAACUCCCACAUCAGAGUCCUCACAGCUACGUACCUUCUUCCACAAACUGGGCACAUAGCAUUUAACUGCGCUUACAACCACUCUUACUCCGCCAACGACCACUGGGCAACCCAUCACUUAUCCUUCUACCUUCUUUUUCAUCAACAACUUCUACAUUGCCGAUCUCCACUACCACACCACGACAAUAACAAAAACAACGAUUUGGCGGCUUCAUAGCACUAUUCUCGUCAAAUAGUUCAUCUCUGGUAAGAUUUUCAUGGAUUAUGUCACCGCCCAAUCUUUUUUCUAACAUCCACGAAGUCACGGCUCCUUCAAGGACAUCCUCUACCGCCACAAUGGCCUCGCCUGACAGCAGUUCUCGCGCUGAACUCCCUCAGCAGCAGUGGUACGAUAUCAAACUUAUGGAAAUUCUUCCUCGAUGCGGUUUCAUCUUCGUCGAUGAUCAUGAGAUUCUUGAUUCGCGAAGCGAUGCAAUCCUGAAGUGGGCAAUUGAGACUCAAGUUCCCAGCUUCGGACAGCACGAAGUCGAGGAACUCCUGGCAGAUGUGAUGAUAGAUGUCAACGCAGUCGCCGACUACUAUGCCAAAUCUUCCUGCAUGUACGUCGACCUCGACGGUGAGAUCCGUGUCAAGCCAGUUCAGGCUAUCUUUGAAGCUGCGCGAAAGGAACACAAAUGGAGCAAUUACGUGCCCAGAAAUACGUUUGUCGAUUUUUUCCAGAAGCUCUUCCGUGCCAGAUCAAUCUACAAUAUGCUCAUGAGCAUGAAACGAACGCCCGAAGCAGCCAAGGGUGAACAGAGCAAACUCGCCCUAUCCAUCGACGAAUGGAACAGCACAAGUCCCACCGAGUACGCCGAUGCGUACUUUGCUCAGAUGCCUCCGCACAAGCUCCAUCGCCUUUUCGAAAUAUUACUUGGACGAGAUUCUGCGGAUUUAGGACUAGGUGAUGCAUCAGUCAUCGACUCAGACAAUGAUAUGGAGGAUGGAAGCUACGAGGCUAAGGAUAAGAAGGGGAAGGGGGUCUAUAAGGAACCGGCGGAGGAUGAGGAGGACUUAGGAGACCCUAAUGCGCCUUGGAUCCCCUGGACUCCAAGCUCAUGGAAAUCUGUCGGCGAUUCCUCUGGCGAUUCUUCUCCUACUGACGAGGAUGCCCCUUGGGUGCACCAUUAUGUCCAAGGCUCUCAGGAGGAACAUGACAUGGAAGACGCAUUAGGUGCUACCAAUGGCUUCCUUAGUUUCUGCAUCCAUCAAAAUCGCCGACUCCUGCGAUACUAGAGUCAUGGAUGAAUUGGAGGAGGUUAUUAG
Molecule: messenger RNA, 1494 nt
Organism: Annulohypoxylon truncatum
Lineage: Eukaryota; Fungi; Ascomycota; Sordariomycetes; Xylariales; Hypoxylaceae
Exons: 1
Coding region: 454-1464 (336 amino acids)
Source: RefSeq, a predicted model, not a curated record